GUUCACAAUUAACAUUUGCAAGGAAGAUAUAUCUACUUUGUCUUUGAAGUUCUUAACUGCUCAAAGUAAAGUGCACGGAAUGAUUCUGUUGGUGUAAAAAGUACCAAGUUUGAUAAUACAUGUAGAUGUAAGUCAUGUAAAUUAACAAAAAGAAUUCAGGUCUAAGCACAUAAAUGUUAUGGAAGAAACAGAGUUAGAAAAAUACCAAAAGGAAGUAUGGAUGAGGAGCCAGAUUGAAAGCCAUAAUAUUCAGAGAGAGGCAGCUACCAGUUCUACAAAUGUUAAUAAAGAUGACUCAGUGAAACUGAUCAAUUUAUUGACAGAGUUAGGUGAAGAUUUAAGAAAACAACAUUUUGAUAAAGACAGAAAAGAAGUCAUAAUUAAGAGGAUACAGCUUGGGAAUUUUUUGGUCAGAGAAAUAUUUGAAGAAGAUAAUAUUGAUGAUGAAAAUAAAGAGAAGUUAAAAUACAUUGCUGAGUUGUUAGAGAAGCAGUGUCGACUUGUCACAGAAAUAAUGAAAGCCUUAAAGAGAACAACUGAACUAAGAAGUAAACUUGAUACUCUGAAGAAAGACAAUUUUGAGAAAAGAACAGAAAGUAGAAGAAUAAUGUUAGAAAUAAAGGGGAAAAAUGAAGCAAAACAACAAAUUAUCAGAGACCCAGAGACUAUGCAAUCCUUGAAAGAGUUUGAUAUUAUAAUGCAGAAGAUUGUGAUAGCAAGACAUACCUUGCAGGGACUUGUGCUAGGUAGUGGAGUUAACUGGGCAGAUGACCCACAGUUGUUGGAUGUUGUCCUAAAACUAGGAGAAACUUUGGACUUUAAGUGACUUAUUAGAGAAUAACCUGUUUGCAUAUUUUUUAUUAGUGAAAACAACAGGUUGUUUUACUCAUAUGAAGAUUAUGUUUGUCAGAUAAAUAUGAUAGUUAACUUAUUAAACACCAAUUUUAGUUGGCAUGGCUUAUGUUUCUGGAAAAAAAGCUCAUCAGAAAUACUUGGAAGCUAAUGUUCGAAACGAAAUAAGCAAAUUAUUGUAGGCAUCAAACACAGAAUACGGUGUAAACAAAUAGUCAAUAUUGUGUAAGGUUUUCUUUGUCAAAAGAUGUUUAGUAUUAUACUAUUUUAUAAAUAAAAUAAUAAUUAAAAAAUAGAUAAUUAAAAUCUUGUAUAUAAUGAUGGGCAGAUUGUUCUCUUGGAGGUUGCUUGUCCUCCAUAUCAGUAGACACAUUCCAGUACCAAACACUGCAUAUUGUAUGUUGAUUU
This is a messenger RNA of Mytilus californianus (California mussel), 1260 nucleotides long. Its product is annotated as centromere protein H-like. The coding region runs from base 179 to 826 and encodes 215 amino acids. Gene Ontology annotation, biological process: chromosome segregation; mitotic spindle organization; kinetochore assembly. The transcript is spliced from 9 exons. NCBI's taxonomy places the organism in Eukaryota, Metazoa, Mollusca, Bivalvia, Mytilida, Mytilidae. The record is from RefSeq and is a predicted model, not a curated record. Gene Ontology annotation, molecular function: kinetochore binding. Gene Ontology annotation, cellular component: nucleus; kinetochore.